UAUAUCAGGGCUGCAGCUGUCUGAGAGCAACAAUAACAAGCGCUACUCCGCAGCCUGGACGCAGCUUUAACUGCACUGACAGCAACAAUUACCGUCGAAAUUCUCAAAAUGCAGCUUUUGAGUUAACUCUGCAGUUUGUGUCUUUGUCCUCCGAGCUGAACACCGGCUGUCGUUCACGCUGACGCCGCCGAACACAGACUCGGGCGCAGGGGAAGCUUUAAUUUGCGGCUGCAUCUGGGUCAGUGGGCCCGACGUUCACCGCACCAGAGGUUUGGUUAUCCCCGUGGACCUGUCAGCUGUUCGUACACGCACCAUAUCGCCGUUAUAAACCGUGGCAACAUGGAGGCUAACGGUGGAGGACAGGAUCGGGAUUCCGAGCUCUCCUGUCGAAACGGUACUCAGAAUGGUGAGUCGUCCUCCACCGUGGCCGCUCACUCCAACGGACUUAUCUCGGUAACUAACAAUGGCAACGCUGUCAGCAACAACAACGGUGUGGCAGCCCAGCCCGCCUCCAACAACAACAACAACAGCAGCGGCGCGGCGGAUGGCGGGUCGGGCGUCAAGAAGAAGAAGCGCCUGUCUCAGUCUGAGGAGGAUGUCAUCCGGCUCAUAGGACAACAUCUGAACGAUUUAGGUCUCAAUCAGACGGUGGACCUCCUGAUGCAGGAGUCUGGCUGCAGGCUGGAACAACCCUCUGCCACCAAGUUUCGCAAUCACGUCAUUGAAGGAGAGUGGGACAAGGCUGAGAGUGAUCUGAAUGAGCUGAAGGCACUGAUGCAUUCUCCCAGUGCUAUAGUGCGGAUGAAGUUCCUUCUCCUGCAGCAGAAAUAUCUGGAAUAUCUGGAGGACGGGAAGGUGCUGGAGGCCCUGCAGGUCCUCAGAGCCGAACUCACGCCGCUCAAAUAUAACACGGAGCGUAUCCACAUCCUGAGCGGGUACCUGAUGUGCAGUCAUGCAGAGGAUCUGCGAGCCAAAGCUGAGUGGGAGGGCAAAGGCACAGCAUCGCGAACCAAACUGCUGGACAAACUCCAGAGUGAGUCUGACUCACACGGUCACAUGUCAGUGAAACAGUUCCCCUGCUACACACAGCAGAUCCUCACAGAACACUGCAAUGAAGUCUGGUUCUGCAAGUUCUCCAAUGAUGGCACAAAACUGGCAACUGGCUCCAAAGACACCACAGUCAUCGUGUGGCAGGUCGACAUGGAAAUCCAGCAGCUGAAGUUGAUGAAGACUCUUGAAGGUCAUGCUUACGGUGUUUCCUACCUGGCAUGGAGCCCUGAUGAUGCUUAUCUGAUAGCCUGUGGCCCUGACGACUGCUCCGAGCUGUGGCUGUGGAACGUGCAGACGGGGGAGUUGCGAACAAAGAUGAGUCAGUCCCACGAGGAUAGCCUAACCAGUGUGGCCUGGAACCCAGAUGGCAAACGCUUUGUCACCGGCGGCCAGAGGGGCCAGUUCUACCAGUGUGACUUGGAUGGAAACCUCUUGGACUCCUGGGAGGGGGUUCGGGUGCAGUGCCUGUGGUGUCUCAGUGAUGGCCGCACAGUCCUCGCGUCUGACACCCACCAACGCAUCCGAGGAUACAAUUUUGAGGACCUGACAGACAGAAACAUAGUGCAGGAGGACCAUCCCAUUAUGUCUUUCACUGUUUCCAAAAAUGGAAGGUUAGCUCUGCUCAAUGUUGCUACUCAGGGAGUGCACCUUUGGGACCUGCAGGACCGGGUGCUGGUGAGGAAGUACCAAGGUGUCACCCAGGGUUUUUACACCAUCCAUUCCUGCUUCGGGGGGCACAAUGAAGACUUCAUUGCCAGUGGUAGUGAAGACCACAAAGUUUACAUCUGGCACCGGCGCAGUGAGCUGCCCAUCGCAGAGCUGACUGGUCACACACGCACAGUCAACUGUGUGAGCUGGAACCCCGUGGUGCCCGGCCUGCUGGCCAGCGCCUCAGAUGAUGGAACCAUCCGGAUCUGGGGACCUGCGCCCUUCCUGGAUGUCCAGGAUGCAGAGGGACUGAAUGGUAUGAAAGUGAAAAGAUUUUGAAAGGCUAAAGGUAAAGUUCAGUCUCGACCA
Neolamprologus brichardi is the source of this 2067-nucleotide messenger RNA. The record is from RefSeq and is a predicted model, not a curated record. Lineage: Eukaryota; Metazoa; Chordata; Actinopteri; Cichliformes; Cichlidae.